Messenger RNA from Lizanozyma spartinae, 2157 nucleotides. RefSeq names its product putative tubulin tyrosine ligase. Gene Ontology annotation, biological process: protein modification process. Gene Ontology annotation, molecular function: hydrolase activity. NCBI's taxonomy places the organism in Eukaryota, Fungi, Ascomycota, Pichiomycetes, Serinales, Debaryomycetaceae. The record is from RefSeq and is a predicted model, not a curated record. Bases 1 to 2157 code for a protein of 718 amino acids. Gene Ontology annotation, cellular component: P-body. The transcript has a single exon.
AUGCACGUUCUUCUUACCAAUGAUGACGGUCCCUUGGACGAUGCCACUUGCCCGUACAUGAAAUAUCUUGUGGAUGCCAUACUUACCCAGACUUCGUGGGAUCUCUCAAUCAUUGUGCCAGAUCAACAACGUUCAUGGAUCGGGAAAGCCCAUUUCGCCGGGAAAACGCUAACAACAUCGUACAUAUACACCAAGAUACUGACAGAAACAAAAAACAAUGCGAUAAAUGCCUUUGAAGGCCCAUUCCCUUCACCCCAAGAGAAAUUUCAGUCGCUGCCACAGUAUCAAGAAUGGACUCUUUUAGAUUCCACUCCAGCAGCUUGUGCUGAUGUGGGAAUCCAUCAUUUAUAUGGCCAAAAGGGUCCAAUUGAUUUAGUUAUAAGUGGUCCCAACUUUGGAAAGAAUUCGUCCAAUUUGUAUAUUCUUGCCAGUGGAACUGUGGGGGCUGCCAUGGAGGCAGUGACCCAUGGGGUUAAAGCUAUUGCACUUUCUUAUGCUUUCAAUAAUUUAGACCAUGAUUUCGACACAUUAAAAGAGGCCGCAAAGAUCUCAGUGAAGUUGAUCGCAAAACUUUAUCCAGAUUUGAAAGAUAAUGAAGAUGUGGAUCUAUAUUCUGUUAAUGUUCCUUUGAUUCCAAGUCUUAAAGCAGGGAAAACCCGUAUUCAUUACGCUCCAAUCUUAUUGAACUAUUGGAAUUCAAUUUACACUCCUAUGCUGGAGAAAAAUGAAGGUGGUCAGACCCAAUUUGCAUGGACUCCAGAUUUCAAGAAAGUAUACAAGGAUGGCUUGGAAGAUACAGAACACACAGACAGCAGAGUACUUCUUGAUGAGGGUGUAAGUGUAACUCCAUUAAAGGCCACUUUCAAAAUAGCAAACCCGUUAAGUGGAGAAAUUUACUUAGAUAAUGACGAUGAAAUUAACGAAAAAGAGGUUAUUGCAGAGCAAACAAGUCAGAAACAUGAUUUUGCUCUUAUUACGUUUCCCAAAUCAUCGUACAUUUAUAGACCACUUAUAGAAGCCCUUCUGAAGUAUUUCACUAUUGUCACAGAUCCCAAGAUAGCCUACGAAACGGUCGGUUCAAGAAGUAACAAGGUAGUACAUUUUGGGGAAUAUGAAGAUUUGAAUCUUGAUCUCAUUACAAGUGAUUCUGCCAAUUAUUUUGUUUGCUCUUAUAUCUAUCGUAAGGGGUUAAUUCGGAAACAUUAUUUGAGUAAUACAAUCAGAUACUAUGUUGCUAAGAAUCCAGACUCUUUAUUGAAGACCAGGUUCCCUGAUACAUAUACUUUGGAAGUUGAUUAUGCUGAGUUUUUAGAUGAUGCAUUGGACGAUGCCUAUGAGCUUCGUGAUGAGAUCGAAAAUGGUACUAAAACAUGGAUCUUAAAGCCAAGUAUGAGUGACAAGGGCCAGGGAAUUAGAUUAUUCCAAACUAUUGACCAAUUACAAGCAAUUUUUGACUCUUUUGAAGGAAAUGAUUCAGAUGGUGAAGAUGAAGGGGAAGCAGAAGAUGAUGAUAAGAAUGGUAUUAUAAUAUCUCAAUUACGUCAUUUCGUUGUACAAGAAUAUCAAACCAAUCCCUUAUUGCUAUCAGCCUACGAUAAUAAGAAGUUCCAUUUACGUGUAUACGUGGUGUGUCAAGGAGACUUAAAGGUUUAUGUUUAUCGUAACAUUUUAGCCUUGUUUGCUGAUACUCCAUUCCAAUUACCUUCUGCCAGUGACCACAGUGAGAUCGAAAGUGAUGUCAUAGAUCUUGCUGGACAUUUGACAAAUACGUGUCUCCAAGAACUGGAAGCACCGCUAGUGGUUCCAUUUUGGGAAUUAAAUGGCCUCAGCCGCACACAGCAAGAAACCGUAUUUCAACAAGUAUGUACUGUCGUUGGCGAAUUAUUUGAAGCUGCUACUAGUGUAGAUAAAAUGAACUUUCAACCUAUGCAAAAUGCUCUUGAAAUUUACGGAAUUGACUUUCUUGUGGAUGCCACUGGCCGCCCAACAUUACUUGAGGUGAAUGCUUACCCUGACUUCAAACAAACUGGUGAUGAAUUGAAACCUUUGAUUGCUACUUUGUUCGAAUCAGUAGCAACCAAAGUUGUUGAACCACUUGUUCAUGGAUUGAAAGAAUCCAAUACAUCAUCUCUUUUAGUUAAAGUCCUUGAUCAUUGA